Messenger RNA from Hansenula anomala, 1233 nucleotides. RefSeq names its product NADP-dependent isocitrate dehydrogenase. The record is from RefSeq and is a predicted model, not a curated record. The transcript has a single exon. Gene Ontology annotation, molecular function: isocitrate dehydrogenase (NADP+) activity; NAD binding; magnesium ion binding. Gene Ontology annotation, biological process: isocitrate metabolic process. NCBI's taxonomy places the organism in Eukaryota, Fungi, Ascomycota, Saccharomycetes, Phaffomycetales, Wickerhamomycetaceae. The coding region runs from base 1 to 1233 and encodes 410 amino acids. Gene Ontology annotation, cellular component: mitochondrion.
AUGUCUAAAAUAACGGUCAAGAACCCAAUCGUCGAAAUGGACGGUGAUGAACAAACUAGAAUCAUAUGGCACUUGAUUCGUUCUCAAUUGGUUCUUCCAUAUUUAAACAUUGAUUUGAAAUAUUACGAUUUAUCAAUUGAAUACCGUGAUGAGACUAAUGAUCAAGUCACAAUUGAUUCUGCAGAAGCUACUUUGAAAUAUGGGGUUGCUGUUAAAUGUGCUACAAUUACACCAGAUGAAGCUCGUGUGGAAGAAUUCAAAUUAAAGAAAAUGUGGAAAUCUCCAAAUGGUACAAUUAGAAAUAUCUUGGGUGGUACUGUUUUCAGAGAACCAAUCGUUAUCCCAAGAAUCCCAAGAAUUGUACCACAAUGGGAAAAACCAAUCAUCAUUGGUAGACAUGCUUAUGGUGAUCAAUAUCGUGCGACUGAUAUUAUAGUUCCAUCAGCUGGUGAAUUGAAAUUAGUUUUCACUCCAAAAGAUGGUGGUGAAGUUCAAGAGUAUCCAGUUUUUGAAUUCCCAGGUAAAGGUGUUGGUUUGGCCAUGUAUAAUACUGAUGAAUCAAUUGAAGCUUUUGCUGAAUCAAGUUUCAAGUUAGCGUUGGAACGUCAAUUGAAUCUUUACUCUACCACUAAAAACACCAUCUUAAAGAAAUAUGAUGGUCGUUUCAAAGAUAUUUUUGAAAAUCUAUAUGAUACAAAAUAUAAACCAUUGUUUGAAGCUAAAGGUAUUUGGUUUGAACAUCGUUUAAUUGAUGAUAUGGUUGCUCAAAUGUUGAAAUCUAAAGGUGGUUAUAUCAUUGCCAUGAAAAAUUAUGAUGGUGAUGUUCAAUCAGAUAUUGUUGCUCAAGGUUUUGGUUCAUUAGGUUUAAUGACCUCAGUCUUGAUGACACCUGACGGUAAGGCAUUUGAAGCUGAAGCUGCUCAUGGUACUGUUACAAGACAUUAUAGACAACAUCAACAAGGUAAAGAAACUUCAACCAACUCAAUUGCUUCAAUUUUUGCAUGGAGUCGUGGUAUCAUUCAAAGAGGUAAAUUAGAUGGCACUCCAGAUGUUGUUAAAUUUGGUGAACUAUUAGAGAAGGCUACAUUAGAUACUGUCCAGGUUGACGGUAAAAUGACCAAAGAUUUAGCUUUAGCUACUGGUCAUACAGAAAGAUCUAGUUAUGUCACAACUGAAGAAUUCAUUGAAUUGGUUGCAAAAAGACUAGCCACAGUUUACAAGGAAAAUUUUUGA